AUCAUCCAUCCCGCCAAAAUGUGUUUUGAGUUGGCUCUCUGGCACAAAUACACCUUGGCGUGUCCACAGAGGAGAAAUCCGGAAGGAAGUGAUGUAACUGAAACAUCAUUUGGUUCGCAUAUAUACAGCCGCUGUUGGGGUUUCCUUCAGCUUGUCCCAACUACCAGCUUGCAGCUCAGAAUAGGCUUCUCUUGCUCGCUGUCACACAUAAGCCGAAUCUCUGACAGCUUUUCACUUGGCGUCUGACUGUUAAAAGAUUAUCCAUCAAGCUUACUCAGGAUGAGGGUCAUCGGACUAACAUUUUGCCUUAUUGGGGCGAUAUUUGCCAAACCUAUUUCAUUUAAUGGCGUGGCGGAGUCCAGUGAAUCAAGUGAAUCGUCUCAAAAUGGAGGCUCAUAUGUUCCACAAUUCUAUCAACAUUCCACCUACCAUCAGCAGUCGCAGAAUGGAGGUUCAUAUGAUCCACAAUCGUAUCAACAUAACCCCUACCAGUACCAUCAGCAGAGCUCUGAAGAAAAUCGCCAACAUCAACAAUCUCAAACUCGAGGUGCCUAUGAUCCACAGUCCGACCAACAUUACCCCUACCAGUACCCCCAGCAGUCUCAAACUGCAGGCUCGUAUGAUCAACAGUCUUAUCAGCAGUACCUGUACCAGUACUACCAGCAGGCUCAGAGUGGAGGUUACAAUGAUCCACAAUCUAAUCAAUAUUACAUUCAACAGUACCAACAGAGUUGGAAUCCAGCUUCUGUGAGUACUGACAACCACGUCCUAAGUCAGUCAGAGCUGCACACAGCUGACAUCAGUGACACCACCAGCGAAGAAGAGGACACAGGAAACAAUACCGGGAACACAGCUGACACUGGUGACAGUGAUGAGAGUGUCAGUAGCGAAAGCCAUGAAGCCAGUGACAUGAGCCAUGACAUCAAGGGCCAGGGAGCGAGUGAUCAGACUGACAGCAGCGACAGCACCAGCAGUGAAAGCAAUCAGAGCGUCAACGGCUCAAAUAAAGAAAGCACCAGGAGCAGGAAUAUCAAUGAGGCCACCAGUAGUGACAGCAACGAGUCCAAUGAGACCACCAGAAGUGACAAUAAUGGGCCGAGUCAAACUGAUCACGAAGGUUAUACCAUCAAGAGCCCUUUGGUGAACAAAGUUAUUUACAGACGUGGGAGCGGCGAUGGAAAACCUGGUCAGACCAAGGGUGUUUACGGAACCAACAGUGAAAGCAAUGAGACCAGCGAGGCCGGCGAUGACACCAGUAGUGAGAGCAGUGAAACAAGUGACACCCAUGACCCUACAAGUCAUGAACGCAAUGAGAGUGCCACUGGUGAAAGCAGCAAGUCCAGUCAAGCUACUCCCAGCCCCAGUCGUAAAGCCCAUCAGGCAGUUGGGGUCAGUGAAGUAAGGCAUGCCAUCAAGAGCUCUUUGGUAAGUAAUGUGAUUGACAGCAGUGAGAGCACCAGUGAAGAAACCACUCAGACCAACGUGACCAGUGAUAUCAUUCGUGAUGACAGCAAUGAAAGUGUGACUCGUGACAUCAGAGAUAAUAUUAAGACCAGUCAUAGCAGCAAGUCCAAUGAGAACAUCAGUGACAGCAAUGAAUCAAGUCAAACCAGCAACAAAAGUUCUAUCAUCAAGAACCCAUCGGUGACUCAAGUUAUUUACUUUAAAAGUGGGAGUAUCAGUGGGCAAACUGGUCAGACCGGCAAGGAUAGUGAUAGAACCAGCAAUGAAGGUAGCGAGACCAGUAAGGGCAGCAACGACACGAGUAGUGAAAGCAGCGAAUCAAGUGGCAUUCAUGACAGCACAAGUCAAGAAAGCACUGAGGCAGACAACAGCAGCCAGAGUGCCAGUGAUGAAAGCAUCGAGUCUGGUAAGGCUCGUCACAACUCCAGUAGUGAAGCCCAUCAGACAUUGAAGGUCAGCGAAGUAACCUAUUCCACCAAGAGCUCAUUGGGAAGUGAUGUGACCGACAGCAGUGAGAGCAGCAGUGAAGAAACAGCUCAGACCAGCGUGACCACUGAAACCGCCAGCGCUGACAGCAAUGGAAAAGUGACCAGCGACAUAAAUGACAGCAGUGAGUCCAAUGAGAGCACCAGCAGUGUGUCAAGUCAAACGGAUGACAAAAGUUAUGCCAUCAAAGCCCCGAUUAACCCGAGCGGUAAAACUCGUGAUGCAGUCAAGCUCAGUAAAAUGAACUACGACUUCAAGACCUCGCUGGUUAGUGUGAUUGACAGCAGUGAGAGCGCCAGUGAAGAAACCAUUCAGACCAACAAAACCAGCUACGUCACAAGUAACAGCAGUGAAUCCAGUGCAUCCAGUGACACUAGCAGUCAUGAAAGCAGCGAGUCCAGUGAAAUUGUCACUCGUCAAAACAGCGGAACCGUGAAGGCCAGCGACAUCACGGGGCAUAAAAGCGGUGAGUCCAACGACGGCAAAAGCCACAAAAGCAGUGAAUCCAGUGACACUACUAGUCAGGAAAGCAGCAGAACCACUAAGGGCAGUGACUCGACAAGUCAUGGAAGCAGUGAGUCCAGUGAUACCACGAAAGAUGAUGACUCCACUAGAAGUGAAAGCAAUGCAUCCAGCAGCAGCACCAGUGAGGAAAGCAACGAAAGCAGCAAGGACAGCGACAGCACCAGCCACGAAAGCAGUGAGGCCAAAGACAGCAACAGUCAUGAAAGCACUGAGGUGCACCCAAGCAAAGGCGACGACUGCAAGGAUGGGGAUGAGAGCUGUGAGAGUGAAGAGUAUUUCUUCCAGGACAUAGGUGACGACACCCAAUACUCAGUGGACCAACUCUUGGUGCCAGAGGAAGGUGACAUGGAGUUACGUCUGCGGAGAAGAUGAACCUCACCGAAAGCAACUCAUCCAUGUUAACUUUAAAACUGUUGAAGAAGCUGUCUAAUGGAAUCAGGUGGACCAUAAGCUAUUUCGUUUCUACUCCUGAAUGUUGAUAUUGGCAUCAUAAUGGUACCAUGUGUGUUUACUGAAAUUAUUUUGUACUCCUGUCAUCACGUGGCAGCAGAGUGGAUCUAUACAGGUUACUACAAUUUGUGUGUGUCUUAUGAAAAUAAAUCUUUAAGUUUUUA
This is a messenger RNA of Hippocampus zosterae (dwarf seahorse), 3089 nucleotides long. Its product is annotated as dentin sialophosphoprotein-like. The record is from RefSeq and is a predicted model, not a curated record. NCBI's taxonomy places the organism in Eukaryota, Metazoa, Chordata, Actinopteri, Syngnathiformes, Syngnathidae. The transcript is spliced from 10 exons. Bases 280 to 2847 code for a protein of 855 amino acids.